Molecule: messenger RNA, 1759 nt
Organism: Lemur catta (Ring-tailed lemur)
Lineage: Eukaryota; Metazoa; Chordata; Mammalia; Primates; Lemuridae
Gene: MOCS3
Product: molybdenum cofactor synthesis 3
Exons: 1
Coding region: 91-1473 (460 amino acids)
Biological process (GO): protein urmylation; tRNA wobble position uridine thiolation
Cellular component (GO): cytosol; cytoplasm
Molecular function (GO): URM1 activating enzyme activity; thiosulfate-cyanide sulfurtransferase activity; adenylyltransferase activity
Source: RefSeq, a predicted model, not a curated record
CCACGAAGCUUUUUAGUUUAUCCCAGUCGCUAGGCGACAGUAAGCCGGAAACGGAAAUGCCGUUCGCGACAGCUUCCGGAAGAAGCCGCCAUGGCUGCCAGGGAGGACGUGCUCGCCUUGCAGGCUGAAGUUGCCCGGCGUGAGGAGGAGCUGAGUUUUCUGAAGCAGAGGCUGGCGGCGGCUGUGCUGACGGAGCAGGAACCCCAGCCAGAACAGCUGGAUGCGGUGUCGCCGCUGCCGCUGAAGGCCGCCCUCUCCCGAGAUGAGAUUCUGCGCUAUAGUCGCCAGCUAAUAUUGCCCGAGCUGGGCGUGCACGGACAGCUUCGCCUGGCAACCGCGUCCGUGCUAGUCGUGGGCUGCGGUGGGCUCGGUUGUCCCCUGGCGCAGUACCUGGCAGCAGCCGGCGUGGGCCGCCUCGGCCUCUUGGACUACGACGUGGUGGAAAUGAGCAACCUGCCCCGCCAAGUGCUUCACGGCGAGGCGCUGGCCGGCCAGGCCAAGGCCUUCUCGGCUGCGGCCUCGCUGCGCCGGCUCAAUUCGGCGGUGGAGUGCGUGCCCUACGCCCAGGCCCUUACGCCAGCCACGGCUCUAGACCUGGUCCGCCGCUAUGACUUGGUGGCGGACUGCUCCGACAACAUGCCCACUCGCUACCUGGUGAACGACGCAUGCGUGCUGGCCGGCCGGCCUCUUGUGUCUGCCAGUGCCUUGCGCUUCGAGGGCCAAAUCAUAGUCUACCACUAUGACGGUGGGCCUUGCUACCGCUGCGUAUUCCCUCAACCUCCCGCCGCUGAGACGGUGACCAAUUGCGCCGAUGGCGGGGUGCUCGGUGUCGUGACUGGGGUCCUGGGCUGUCUGCAGGCACUGGAAGUGCUGAAAAUCGCUGCGGGGCUGGGCCCCUCUUACAGUGGCAGGAUGUUGCUCUUCGAUGCCCUCAGAGGGCAUUUCCGCUGUAUUCAGCUGCGGAGCCGCAGGCCCGACUGCGCAGUUUGCGGGGAGCGGCCCACUGUGACUGAGCUCCAGGACUAUGAAGCCUUCUGUGGCUCCUCAGCCAAUGAUAAGUGCCGCUCCCUGCAGUUACUGAGCUCAGAAGAGCGAGUUUCUGUCACCGACUAUAAGCGACUUCUGGAUUCUGGGGCAUCGCAUCUGUUGCUGGACGUCAGGCCCCAAGUGGAAGUGGACAUCUGUCGUUUGCCUCAUGCCGUACAUAUCCCUUUGAAACAUUUGGAACGGAGGGAUGCGGAGAGCUUGAAACUCUUAGGAGAAGCAAUCCGGGAAGAGAAGCGGGGCACAGAGGAAGGGCCUGAUCUCUCCAUUUAUGUCAUUUGCAAACUGGGAAAUGACUCCCAGAAAGCUGUGAAGAUCCUCCAGUCCUUAGCAGCAGCCCAUGAGUUAGGCUCUUUUACGGUGCGGGAUGUUGUGGGGGGCCUCAUGGCCUGGGCUGCCAAAAUCGAUGGAACAUUUCCACAGUACUGAGAUGACUGGUAUGGUCUGAUGAGAAAGAUGUGAAUUGCCAUAAUAUGUCAAAGAUAUAUUUAUUUGCAUUUUUUCGGUAAUGUGGUGAAGAGCCUGGGAUUCGACAUUAUCUGUGAAUUCAUGGACUCCUUUUUUAUAAGGAGCGUUUUGAUUGUAAUGUAUUAGAUGACUGACUUAUUAAUGGAUUAUAAUACUGUUUCUGAGAACUGUCAUGUGUUUUUAGCCCUUGGAGGAUGUCUUGAAUAUGUGAGAUGCAAUGUUACAAGAAUUUGUAUUUUAAACUGUG